CAGCCCGGCCCCGCGGCGCCGCUUCCGGUGCGGGCCCCGCCCCGGCUGUGGCCCCCGGCUGCGGAGGAGUCUGAGACGCUGCAACCGCGCCGGGGCCCGAGCGGCCGCCGCCUCCACUGUUCGCAGACCCGGAGCGCCCCGCACAGAUUUAGACCCAGUGUGCCUGCUGGGCUGUGCCCAAGUUCAGAGCCAUGUCAAUUGGUGGAUGAAGCUUGAGGCAGUAAUGGAGCCACUGCAGCAGCAGCAGCAGCAGCAGCAGCAACAACAGCAACAGAAGCAGCCACACCUGGCUCCCCUGCAGAUGGAUGCCAGAGAGAAGCAGGGACAGCAGAUGAGAGAAGCCCAGUUCUUGUAUGCCCAGAAGCUGGUCACACAGCCAACUCUCCUUCCUGCCACACCUGGGAGGCCUUCUGGCAGCCCUGCCCUGGGUCCUUUAGCCAGAGUUCCACCAGCCACAGCCGCAGCCCGAGGUUUUGAACGGAGCAAUGUGAACUCAGAGCCUGAGAAAGAGGAAGGCAGUUUGGAAGAUGAGGAUGGGGAUGAUGAAGUUGCAGAGGUAGCUGAGAAAGAGGCCCAAGCUGCUUCAAAAUAUUUCCAUGUGCAGAAAGUGGCUCGCCAAGACCCCAGAGCAACACCCAUGUCAAGUCUACCUCCGACACCAGGGCUCCCACCACACGGACCACAGGCUAAAGAAGACCAUACCAAAGAUGCUUCCAAGGCCCCACCUUCCAUCUCCACGGCAGGGCAGCCGAGCUGGAAUCUGGAUGAGCAGCUUAAGCAGAAUGGUGGUUUGGCCUGGAGUGAUGAUCCAGAUGGAGGCCGGGGAAGAGAGAUCUCUCGAGAUUUUGCCAAGCUGUAUGAGCUGGACGGUGAUCCUGAAAGGAAAGAGUUCCUGGAUGACCUCUUCAUCUUUAUGCAGAAGAGGGGGACCCCCAUCAACCGAAUUCCUAUCAUGGCCAAGCAGAUCCUGGACCUGUACAUGCUGUAUAAGCUGGUGACGGAGAAGGGGGGCCUGGUGGAGAUCAUCAACAAGAAGAUCUGGAGGGAGAUCACCAAAGGCCUGAACCUACCCACGUCCAUCACCAGCGCCGCCUUCACCCUCAGGACCCAGUACAUGAAGUAUCUGUAUGCCUAUGAGUGUGAGAAGAAAGCCUUAAGCUCCCCAGCCGAGCUCCAGGCAGCCAUUGAUGGCAACCGGAGGGAGGGCCGGCGGCCCAGCUACAGCUCUUCCCUCUUUGGCUACUCACCCGCUGCUGCUACUGCUGCUGCCGCUGGGGCCCCUGCCCUUCUCUCCCCGCCCAAGAUCCGCUUCCCCAUCCUCGGGCUUGGCUCCAGCAGUGGCACCAAUACCAGUAGCCCUCGGAUAUCCCCAGCAACCACUCUCAGGAAAGGUGAUGGAGUCCCAGUGACAACAGUGCCUGUGCCAAAUCGCCUGGCUGUGCCCAUGCCCUUGGCAGGCCAGCAGGUCAGUACCCGGACUGCCACGCUGGAGCAGCUGCGGGAGCGGCUGGAGUCAGGGGAGCCUCCUGAGAAGAAGGUGUCCAGGCUGUCCGAGGAGGAGCAGCGCCUGGUGCAGCAGGCCUUCCAGCGCAACUUGUUCAGCAUGGCGCGGCAGCUGCCCAUGAAGAUCAGGAUCAACGGCAGGGAAGACAGAGCAGAGGCCUCGGCUGCAGCACUGAACCUGACUACAAGCAGCAUCGGGAGCAUUAACAUGUCUGUGGACAUCGACGGCACCACCUACGCAGGUGUGCUGUUUGCCCAGAAGCCUGUGGUCCACCUCCUGGCAGGGUCAGCUCCACAGAGCGCCGGCAGCAGCAGCAGCAGCAGCUCUCACUGCUCCCCAAGUCCUACCUCAUCCCGGGGCACCCCCAGCGCAGAGCCCUCCACCAGCUGGUCCCUCUGAUGGGCAGGAUCCAGCUUCUCACUCCCCACUCUCCUGCCGAGAGCGAAGGAAGUUGAUGCACAGAAUUUACCUCAUCUCACGGAGCCCACGUCAAUCAUCAUUUGGCCAGACGUUGAGAGUUGGCCAUAUCCGUCUGUCCAGGCUCCAUUCAGGUCCUGCUGUACUCUGGGGGCAGGGAGAGGCUGGAGGGACAGGACAGGGCAGCGUUGUCCAAUCAGGGAGUGUCCUGGAGAACUGGGUGGGGUGUGCGGGCAUCCAGCUUCCUCCAGGGUUCUCUGGCCACCUCCCAUCCUGGGGCACAGUGUAUCGACAAUCUGUAAGCUGACACGGGGCUGGAGGCCCUCCAUUUCCCUUCUCCUUUAAUUUAUUUCCCUUCUCCUGCUUUCUGCCACGACCCCAGGGUCACGGGUCUCUUCCCCUGCUCAGUCCCUCAACUUGUACUCCCAUGUGGGGCUACUCGGAGCCAAGAGCAUGCCUUCAUGGCCCUUCUCUGCUGAGCGUGGGAUGGGGCCCUCCUAGCCCAUCUUGCCUACUGUUUGGUUCCAAGGAUGUGGGUCCCUCAAAUUCAAGUCUGGGAUCAAUUCUCAGGGCCCCAUAUCCCGUUUUAAUGAUCCCAAGAAAGAGCAUUGAGGGCAGUCUUUAGGUCCUGGGGCCCACUGGGCAUUUGCUAGGGGAAGGCAGAACCUUGGGGCUGCCCAGGCCCUGGCACCCACUUCACCCUGACCCUUUCCUGACCCUCCAAGACCUCAUGCUCCCCACUCGCCCUUGUUGGCCAGCUCUCCCAAGAACAGCCCACUUGUCCCUUGCCCCCCCUUCUUCUCAUGGGGCCAUCUCAGUCCCACCAUUCCUAAAUGUGCCCAUGUCAGGUUCAUUGAAAUACCUCAGAUUUGUAAUUGUCAAUGUUUGAUUCUUCAGGAAGUAUUUGCAUCUCUGAAAUCUUUUUUAUAUGUGUUUUGCUGACUUUUGUUUUUUUAUUUUAAAAUUUUUAUUGUUGUUGUUGUUGUAGCACCAAAGAUAUGAAAACAGAUCACACCCUAAGCCAAGCAAGUGAUUUGGUACCCCAGCCCCUCCCGCCUUCCCUACGGCCCCAGCGAGGAGGCUGGGGAGGCAGGCAGGAGAGAUGACUCAGGGAUCACUGUGGCAGGAGGAGAUGGGUUGGAGAGACCCACUGUCGCCGGUCGGGUCCUGAAGCCGUACCAGUUCUGAAGACGGUCCUUGACCCAUUUCCUGCGACACCCCUAACCCCAACUGACCAGGGUGGGGGCAGGACAUGCAUCUCCUCUUCACUCAACAUUUCCAGCUCAGGACAUGGGCAGGCCAUGGAGGCCUGUUCCUUGCUGGAGGUGGAGCUGCCCCAGGGAAUGAGGAGAUGCUGAGAGAGCUCUGUCUCUCCCCUUGGACCUUGGGGUAGAGCAGGUUGCUCCUGCAUUAUAAAGCAAAGGUGAUUCUUGCACAAGGCUCACCUCUCAAUCACGUAAGCCCCAAAGUGUUAAUAGAUGCCACCCACUGUGACAUCAUUGGGCUGUGGCAGUGGGAGACCACGGCACGGCUAACAUUCAGUCCUGUCUCGGAAAGGAAAGGGAAAUCAGAAGCUUGAGCACAAAACAGAUACCUCAGCCUGGUAAGCUGCAGCUCUCCUGGACUGCAUCUUCUCCCUCACUCCCCCAGCCCUCCACACACUCACACAUGCUCACACUCACGUGCACAUGCUCAGGCAUGUGCACACAGCCGCACCCACCCUCUUCUGGCUUCAGACACCGUCCCCACCAGGUGAAUGCAGGGUGUGGACAGAGAUCUGGGAUUUCGUGCCAGUGAGGAGCCCAGUUGGCUGGCGCUGGGCCCACUUGAAGGUGUCUCAGACAUCUGGCCAGUGUGUCUUUCUCAGGGGUUUGGUCACGAAGGAUGGACUCUUCCCACCCAGGGGACACAGGUACUGUGUCUUUCUGGUCACUGGAUCCUUUCCCUUUUCCCAGGUAGCUUGCCAGACCUCAACUGCUAAGUGAACCCUCACUGCCCACAAAGAAAACAGCAGGGUCUCAGCCAGAAAGCCUGAGAGUGGGGGUGCCAGCAGAUGCCCCCAAGCAGAGCUUUCCCUGAAGGUGCAGUUCUGAAGGCCAUGUGGUCAGCAGUUGGCCAGGGCAUCUCUGUCCCCUCUCCUCUUUCCAUCUUAUAUGUAUUCUAACCAGGAGAAACGUGAUAUGAUAGCACAUGGGUAGCCUAGGCAGUGAAUAAAUACCUCAGACAUCCUCUUGCAGCAAGUGUCUGUAUAUGUUGUGGUUAUUUUCUAUCUUACAUGUUCUCGAAUGUUUCUAUUUGAAUAAACCUCUACCUCUUCACACAA
This is a messenger RNA of Galeopterus variegatus (Sunda flying lemur), 4244 nucleotides long. It is a transcript of the gene ARID3B, whose product is annotated as AT rich interactive domain 3B (BRIGHT-like). Gene Ontology annotation, cellular component: nucleus. Lineage: Eukaryota; Metazoa; Chordata; Mammalia; Dermoptera; Cynocephalidae. Gene Ontology annotation, biological process: regulation of transcription by RNA polymerase II. The coding region runs from base 206 to 1903 and encodes 565 amino acids. The transcript has 9 exons. Gene Ontology annotation, molecular function: DNA binding. The record is from RefSeq and is a predicted model, not a curated record.